GUUCCCUGUCUGUGGUUAAGUAGACAGAGAGCUGGGUUUAGUCUCCCCUUCUCUCAUUCAUUUGUGUGCACGCACACACACACACACACACACACACACACAAAAGAGUGCUUCUUCUCUCUCUCAGAAUGAUGGUUCUGGGUAGAGCUUUUGCUACGGUGUUCUGUUUACUUCAAGCUGUUUCUGGAGAAAGUGGCAAUGCACAGAAUGGAGAUCUAGAAGAUGCAGAACCUGACGAUUACUCCUUCUGGUGCUACAGCCAGUUGGAGGUGGAUGGAAACCAGCAUUCAUUGACUUGUGCCUUUGAGGACCCAGACAUCAACAGUACCAAUCUGGAAAUAGAAAUAUGUGACAGUCUUAUACGGAUGAGUUGUGUAACUCUUAAUAAGCUGCAAGAGACAUAUUUUAUAAAGACAGCAAAUUUCCUGCUGAUUGGUGAAAGCAAGAUGUAUGUGAAACUUGGAAAGAAGAAUUUAUUUUGCAAAAGGGUGCACAUAUCCAAGAUAGUUAAACCUGAGGUUCCUUUUGACCUAAAAGUAGUUUAUCGAAAAGAAGCAAAUGACUUUCUGGUGACAUUUAAUACAACUCACUCACAAAAGAAGUAUAUGAAACAGUUAAUGCAUGACAUGGCCUACCGCCCAAAAAAGGGUGAAAAUAACUGGACGCAUGUAACUUUAUCGAAUACAAGAACAACAAUCCUAGAACGAAAUCUACAACCUAAAUCAGUGUAUGAAAUCAAAGUCCGAUCCUUUCCCGGUACCAGAUACUUUCAAGGCUUCUGGAGUGAGUGGAGUCCAAGUUCUACCUUCAAAACCCCAGAUCCUGGGAGUCCAGGGGGAUGGGAUCCUGUUUUACCAAGUAUCAGCAUUCUGAGUUUUUUCUCUGUGGCUUUGUUGUUCAUCUUAACCUGUGUGCUAUGGAAAAAAAGGAUUAAACCUAUUGUAUGGCCCAGUCUCCCUGAUCAUAAGAAAACUCUGGAACAACUAUGCAAGAAACCACAAAAGAAUUUGAAUGUGAGUUUCAAUCCUGCAAGCUUUCUGGACUGCCAGAUUCAUGAGGUGAAUGGCAUUCAAUCCAGAGAUGAAGUAGAAAGCUUUCUGCAAAAUGUUCAUCCUACACAACCUGAUCCUCCACCCGAGGAGCUGGAGAAGCAGGAACGUGGAGCAUCUGUACAUAGCCCAAACUGGCUAUCUGAGAUUUCAGUCAGCACACCAGAAACUGUCAGAAGAAACUCAUCCCUAAGAUUCCUGAACAGAAAUCCAAGUGCAUGCAGUACCCCUAUGUUCCCUUCCUCUAGGUCCCCUAACUACAGAGAUGGUGAUAGGAAUAGACCCCAUGUGUAUCAAGACUUGCUGCCAAGCCCUGGAAACACAAAUGGUACCCUCCCUCAACUGUUUCCUCUCCAGUCAGGAAUCCUAAUACCAGUUUCUCAGAGACAGCCCAUCCCUAAUUCCUCAGUACUGAAUCAAGAAGAAGCCUAUGUCACCAUGUCUAGUUUUUACCAAAACAAAUGAAUUAGGAGAAACCUAAGACCCUUCCAUCACAAACAGAAUGACCACUGGGAUGGAAAGUCAAGAAUGCCUACUAUCCCUCAUAGCUCACAAGAGAUAAAGUCAAUGCGACCUUGCUACACAUCAUCAGCAUUCUGAGAAAUCAUUUUGAUCUCCUAACUCAGAAACAUUUGCAUAAAACAGGAAGAAUCUCUUUCUACCUUUUUGGUUCAGUCCUAAGAGUUAAGAUGACCUGAUUAAAAAUAUGAACAAAAUUCAAAUUAAACAAAGAGUAACAGGAAGAUAGAAGGGUGUUGUGAAAGAAAGAAGAAAAAUAUAAGAAAAGAAGACUAACAGUGGCAGUUCUAUCAUUAGGACUUAGUAUAUAUACAGGACUCUACACAAAUGGUCUCAUUUCUUCCUCACAAUAAUAAUACAACAAUGUGGGUUCAUCCAUUAUUAUUUGUAUACUCUUUGAGAUAAAUGCUGAAGUUGAGAGUAAAGAUUUUAAGUAAUCUGUCUAAGUUUUCCUUUCAGAAGCAGGUAAGGCAUACCUUCUAACUUCGGCCUUCCCUUGCCAUGAACCUGUCCUAUUCUUGAGAUCUAAACACCACCACUAAGUGGGUGAUUAUAUAGUAAUUAUUCAAACUGGGCCACUGUGAAAGUGGAAAGUCAGAGAUAAGUAACAGUAAUCAUGAACUAGGUCUGUCUCAGAAAGCGGCUACAAGGAAGAAAGUAGACGACAAAAUAUGUUUAUGAAUGUGAAGUACCAAGACUGUGCGUCAAAGGAAUUGGGAGAAAGAAGAGAGUCGCCAAGCUCAUUUGGAUUUGUUUAUUUGUUUAUUUUGAAUAACAAACCCAAGAAGAAAUAAGUUAGAAGCCAAGAAGUUCCAGAACCAGUUGUCAAGACCAUGAUCCUCCUGCUGCUAUUAUACAUCUGCCUCCAUAUGAGAUCAUAGAAGGAACUAUUGACAAUCUACAACAGUGCGACAUGUAACCAGUGACUGGAGGAAUAGCCCUCCUAUGUGUGUAGAUACCAUUACAAACUACCCUAAGUUUUGCAGCCUUGGAUGUGAACACUCCAGUGAGAACCAAAGCUGAGAUUAUGCUCAUGAAAACACAAAGAAGAUGGGCAAGUUGCUCAAAUUCCAAUGUUAAUUCACGACUGCAAGCCACAACUUUGUAUCCCUGUUGUGAAUAGCAGUCUCCUGAAGAAAACAUCAAGUAACCGAAGGACACCAUUGGGUUCCUUAGCACUAAAAUCCUGUGUUUCGGUGUUGACAUUGGUUAUUUGAAUUUGGUGUGUCUGUCUGGUCAUGUAUUAAAUCCAUGUAUUAUAUUCACAUAGCCACAACUGCCGCUAAUUCUUAAUUAUAUAUUCAGGAACAGCAUGUAAUAUAACAUUUCUAAUUGGAUCUGCCAAUUUCACUCUUGGAUUUCAUAGAAGAAAAUCAAAACUUUUGGUCAGAGAUAAUUUGCAAACAGAGAGAGCUAUCAGCUGCUACUUCCAAGAAUAUGAAAUAAAAAUAUUGAAAAGUAGGCAACCAAUGUGAUCAAUAAACUACACCUGGGUCCAGGGAAUUUCCAGUUAGUCAAUGUACGUUCUACAAGCCUUUGUCUCUGUCUUCAAUGAGGUGUCGUCCAUGAGAAUCUGUGCCUUCAGAUCCAAUUAAGGGCUAUUUCAGAUGUAUAUACUUGUGGGUCUUCAGAGCUGAUUUGAGCUUUUUGGGAGAUUUUUGGGUUUUUUAAAUAUUUUUAUUUAAAUUAGAAACAAUCUUAUUUUACAUAUCAAUCCCAGUUCCCUCUCCAUCCUAUUCUCCCAUGCUCCCCCCACCAAUCCCCUCUCCACUCCCCAGGGAGAGUGAGGCCUUCCAUGGGAGAUCAUCAAAGUCUGUCACCAGGGCUAAGAUUUGGAACUGUCAAAAAUCCUAAGAAUAUGUAGUAGGGAACCUGGUAUACAGCUCAGGUGAUAUUUUUUGUGAGCUCAGCAGUUUUUCUUUGGUGUUCUUUAAAACACCCAUCAUCCACUACAGUGAAGUUGUCUGAGUUGACUGCACUUUUCAAAUGCAUUAUUAGUAGCCUGCAGAGCUGUUACACAGAGAAAUGUAUGGUAUGUGUUAUCGUUUCACAUUUCAUUAAAUGCUAAGGAACUCCA
Mesocricetus auratus (golden hamster) is the source of this 3645-nucleotide messenger RNA. It is a transcript of the gene Il7r, whose product is annotated as interleukin 7 receptor. Bases 129 to 1514 code for a protein of 461 amino acids. NCBI's taxonomy places the organism in Eukaryota, Metazoa, Chordata, Mammalia, Rodentia, Cricetidae. Gene Ontology annotation, cellular component: membrane; external side of plasma membrane. The transcript has 8 exons. Gene Ontology annotation, biological process: positive regulation of receptor signaling pathway via JAK-STAT; hemopoiesis; cytokine-mediated signaling pathway. Gene Ontology annotation, molecular function: cytokine receptor activity; protein binding. The record is from RefSeq and is a predicted model, not a curated record.